GUUUGCUCAGCUGCAAGGCCGUGUCAGCCAUUGCCUCUGACAUGUUCCACACCAAUAUCACUUUCCGCCACGUCUUUGCGUGCGAGUUGGUCAAGUGGAAGCGCGACUUCAUCAUGCAACAUCACCAGCCCGAAGCGAUGUAUGCGGAUCUCGAGGAACUUAUCACGGUGGACUUGCCAAAAAACGUUCUGACAGGCGAGGGAAAGGCAGUUGAGAGAGUUCAUAUUUUUGUGACAGGGUUCGAAUGCGAUUCCAUCGCGAGCUAUAACAAGAAAAGGGGCAGCUACAUCGGCACUUGCAUCCAGGCCGCAAAAGGUAAGACUGGCAAGACAGGGGCAAUGACCUUGAAACUUAUCGCUAAGCUUCUCCCGUGGAUUGUUAUCUUGGAGAAUGUGAAAAACCUACUCAACGGCUUAGAGGGCAAGACGCAGAAGGACAUUCACAACAUCUUGGACAUCCUUCAGGACCUCGGGUACAUCGUCCGGAUCAAGCUGCUUUGCCCCACCACGUUUGGGGUGCCCAUGUACCGCGCGCGGGCGUGCAUCAUUGCGUUCAGGGUUGCCGGAGAUGGAGGGGCCCCCUUGCCCAGUAGUUUCCCGUGGGUGACCGAUUUCGGUUUGGUGCUGGACAAUUUGCAUAUGCCAAUGGCCCCGCUGUCUGAUUUCCUCCUUCCAGAUGACCACCCUUCCAUAGCCAAGUGGCACAGCGAUAUUGGCAAGGACGAGAAGACCGAUGGGGAGCCAGGGAAGUACAGGUAUGAGGUCGACCACAUGGAG
This is a messenger RNA of Prorocentrum cordatum, 776 nucleotides long. The record is from the annotation of a GenBank genome assembly. Lineage: Eukaryota; Dinophyceae; Prorocentrales; Prorocentraceae.